Molecule: messenger RNA, 1409 nt
Organism: Ectocarpus sp. CCAP 1310/34
Lineage: Eukaryota; Phaeophyceae; Ectocarpales; Ectocarpaceae
Source: the annotation of a GenBank genome assembly
AUGAUCAGGAGCGGCGGCAGCAGGACGCGCCGCGACAUGAGUGGUGGCCUCGGCCAGAGCUCCGGGGGCGGUGGCAACGGCGACGGCGGUGACGAUAGUAGCGGCCGCAGCAGCAGCAGCGGUGGCGGCGGCGGCGGCGGCUUUCGCAGCAGCGACGGCGGGACCGGCGCCAACGGCAACGGCAACAGUUUGAGCGGGGAUGAGAGGACGCGCGAGCGGGGGGAGAGUUUACCCUUGUCUGUUUCCCCCCCGCCCGCCCCUCCCGUGCCUCCCACAGCGCCACACCUGCAGCGAGCCCCGGCGACGUACGCGCAAGCAAAUGCGGUGCGGGCGGGGCGCCAAUUGGGGAAAAGCAGCGAAGCGGAAGACAAGUACAUGGCUCCGGUGGACACCCUCGAGUCGACCGAGCAGGGCGAGGAAACGGUGGCAACGACCACCUCACCGUAUCUACGCCAAAUUGGAGACCAUGUGAAAUGUUCCCAACUUUGGUUAUUUUUCGUGCAGUGCCAGUAGAGCAGAGUGCUUUCGUCGAGUUCUGUUCAAGUUGGAUUUGUUUCGUCAUGAUUUUCUUGGCGUUUUCUUCGUUCUGCUGUGUUUUGCGUCAAGAAUCAGGGGGGGAGGAAAUAUUUGUCAUGAUUCCAGACGCAACACCAGCGAAUGCGAUGUGUUUUUAUAUGUAUGCAGGGCAUGUCUCAGCUGGGGGGCUGUUUCGUACUCUGUGAUGUUUUGAGAUCCUCUGUUGGUUGGAAAGGGAGGGAAGAAAGCGCAGGCAGAUAUAUCUGUAUGUUUCGGGGAAAUGUUCCAGCUGGGGGGCUGUUUCGUACUCUGUGAUGUUUUGAGAUCCUCUGUUGGUUGGAAAGGGAGGGAAGAAAGCGCAGGCAGAUAUAUCUGUAUGUUUCGGGGAAAUGUUCCAGCUGGGGGGCUGUUACGUAUUGAAAUUGGUAUUGAUAUUUGAUAUUGUUGCCUUGUGCCAAAACCAGUGAGAUACGGGUGGCACAUAAUUUACAUGUUUCGGGAGAUGUUACAGCAGGGGGGCUGUUUGCAUGAUUAUUUGCUAAUAUUUCUAUCGUUUCUUGGACAACAGCUGAGGCACCAAUAGCAUGUACGCGCUGUUUAGGAUUUGGUCCUUGGACGCAUAUUGGAGGAAGGGUUUUACAUGUUUUGACGAGUAACGGUUGGGGCCUUUGUGCUUUCCCAAUGCUUGUUUUAAUUGGUCAAGUAGUUGAAACUUUGUGUUGUUUGAAGAUGUUGUGUCAACUCUUUUGAAGUUUUUUUUCCAGAUUUAUUUGUCCGUCACCGUUCUGACGCUUUUCUGAUGUAGCGCAGAUGUUUGUUGGGUACUCUUCUGAGGAUGAUUCUUUUGUUUUGGCGGUUUGAGAAUACGUUGGGUUCAGGAUAAAACCAAUGAU